AUGCUCAAGUUACUCGCUGUAGUUUCAGACAUCUCCGAUAUCGCUCAUCACAAAUACCAGGUGCUUGAAGAAUGCCUAUUCUACAAACUGACGAAGGAUGCCGAUCAAAUGCAAGGUAAAAGCAACUCACUUAUGCUCCUACCACCUACCGUAGCCGCUGGAGAGACACUUGAUGUGCAGGUGCUUCAUGCCGGUGUCCGACAGAUGUGGAUGAAUGAGGUCUUCAAAGAGAUGAACAUCAACGGCUAUUUGAAGCUCGUAAGUGUAGUUCUUCUGUUUUGUUUAUUCAACUUUCAUCGCGAAAAAAAAAACUCUAGCCAUUUGUUAUUUUUCAUAGAAUUUAAUUGGCUUGAUUCUCAUAUGAGUAGUCUGAAUCAGCAUGACAUUUUCCCUUCGGAAGAACAAUGGAGCAGAACGGAAAGUCGUGCCGAAGUUAUUCUUUCAUCUUUUCUUCUCAUCCAGGAGGUGACGGAAUCAAGCCUACUGAUGACAGUCACACGUAUUGAUUGA
Haemonchus placei is the source of this 510-nucleotide messenger RNA. Lineage: Eukaryota; Metazoa; Nematoda; Chromadorea; Rhabditida; Trichostrongylidae. The record is from the annotation of a GenBank genome assembly.